This is a messenger RNA of Pseudopipra pipra, 911 nucleotides long. RefSeq names its product vesicle associated membrane protein 3 (gene VAMP3). The transcript is spliced from 5 exons. NCBI's taxonomy places the organism in Eukaryota, Metazoa, Chordata, Aves, Passeriformes, Pipridae. Gene Ontology annotation, molecular function: SNAP receptor activity; syntaxin-1 binding. Gene Ontology annotation, biological process: SNARE complex assembly; vesicle-mediated transport; vesicle fusion. The record is from RefSeq and is a predicted model, not a curated record. Bases 125 to 436 code for a protein of 103 amino acids. Gene Ontology annotation, cellular component: plasma membrane; SNARE complex.
CCUGUCCCGGGUCCCGCCCGCAGGCCCCGCCCCUCUGACGUCACCCCGGGGCGCCGUCGGCGCCGAGCACAGUUCCCGCUGGACCCGCCCGGGCGCUGCGGCCGCGGCCCUUCCCGCCGGCAGGAUGUCAGCCAGUAUCCCUGGAAACUCAAAUGUGGCUGCUGGCAGUAAUCGUCGACUUCAGCAGACUCAACACCAAGUAGAUGAGGUUGUUGACAUCAUGAGAGUGAAUGUGGACAAGGUAUUGGAGCGAGAUCAGAAGCUAUCAGAGCUGGACGACCGUGCUGAUGCACUGCAAGCAGGAGCUUCCCAAUUUGAGACCAGUGCAGCCAAGCUGAAAAGGAAGUAUUGGUGGAAGAACUGUAAGAUGUGGGCAAUAUUGAUAGCUGUUGUUGUCAUUAUCAUCAUCAUCAUCAUCGUCUCGACUACUUCAUGAGUUACAGGAAGAAACUCAGAUCAACUGAAGGUGCCCCUGAAUCUUCAGCCUCUCCACUUCAAACCUGCUGCAUUUUCAGUCCAUUUACUGCUGUUUAAAGCAAAACUAUUUUCAUUACUGAAAUGUUAACUAACUUUACUGGUUGCCUUAAGACACUCCUGCCAUUAAUUACUAACAAGCACAGCUCACCACUUGCACAGUGCCUUAAUAAAGUGGGGUGCAGAGCUCCUGAGGCGGACCCGGCUCUGGAGCUGCGCGACCGCCGCUAUGCUCGCCCCGCGCUUCUGCGCGCGCGCGGGCCCCGCCCCUGUCCCGGCCCCGCCCGGGGGCGGGCCCGGCCCCGCACGUGGCGGCGGGGCAGGCGCGCGCACGGGGGCCGCGUGCGGUGCCGCGUGAGAGGCGGGGCCAGCGCACGCGGGGCCGCGGCCCCGCCCCGCUGAGCGCGGUCUCCUCCAAUAAACGGCUCUGACCCCGC